AUGCCCCAUCGACAUUUUCUGCGUCGCAUUAGUUUUUCUAACUGGGAUGUUGAUCUGCAGGCACGGCGUGAGCGGAAUCGCAAAGCUCAAACCGAAUUCCGUCGGCGCCAACAACUAGCCGAAAGGUCGAGAGACCUUCGACUACAGCUCCUCGAGGAUGUCGUUCAGGAGAUGGCCACAAUCCUCACCGAAUUCUGUGAUGAGCUGCUCAAGAAUGAAGCUGUGGCAAAAGAUCCCAAUCUGGUGGCUUGUCUCCGGUGCUCAUCAGCUCGGAUCAUUGCUCUGGUUGGGACAGUGCAUCCGGAGGAGACGAUGGAUGCCACAGCGACGAUACAGGUUCCGAGCUCUCACAGCCCCGGCACCGGUCGUUCGAUUAAAUCUGCAGUAGAAAACACCCCAGAAUAUCGCGACAAGCAAUACCGCUCAGCACAUGCCGAUGACAGCACGCCCCCUGUGCCCUCCAAUGACAGCCUACCUGCAAGCUCGAUGGAAUAUGAAACAGCAUCUCCUAGGUGGUCUCUCUAUCUAUCGGAGAUGAUUCAAUCCGACAUUCCUAGUGAGUAUGGUUGUGACAGUCAUGAGAGAGCGAACUUGGACCUCCAGCCAGUCCAGCGGCUUCCCCCUCGAGUCCCAUCCUCCUCGCUGCGAGCCGUUCCAUUCCCUCUCCGCCUAGUCAAAACAACUUUAGCUCAUGCAUACCUGUUCCUCCGCGGCGAUCUCUACAUAUCUAGCGAAGAUAUCCAUCGCUCUUUUGGAAACACAUUAAGACUACGCACCCGUGAACAGCUUAUCUCACACUUGCAUUGGUUGCUCGGGCGAGGCAUCGACGACUUAUCGGAAGCGGCAGGGAUGGCCGGUGCCUUCACCCAUUCAGAAUCCGCAGACAGACUGCCCGGGCAUGGUACUUCUUCCCAUGCCGGUACCGCCUGGGACUUGGACACCGACGGGAUUCUGAAAUUCCUGUACAGCGAAAUUCAGGCGGAUGCAUUCCUCACGGCGUUUGGUGUUUACAAGAAACUCAACCACCUGGGAGCCAGGAUGCUUGAUCCGGAAACCAUGGAGAUUAGUAUCUCUGGCGUUGGAUUAUCCACUUCCCAUCAUAGCUCGGAAGAAGAACUAUCAGGGAGUAACCCAUCUAAUCGAAACUACACAAAACGUAACCCGGCACAUCUAACCGUGCGGUUGAAUUGUAUCCUCGACACGAACUAG
Messenger RNA from Clonostachys byssicola, 1209 nucleotides. The record is from the annotation of a GenBank genome assembly. Lineage: Eukaryota; Fungi; Ascomycota; Sordariomycetes; Hypocreales; Bionectriaceae.